CGCAUUCAGUUUGUAAACAAAUUUUGUGCAAAUUGCAAGUGUUUCGCUCGAAUUGCUCAAAUUUCUCUAUUAAAAUCUGGAUUGACCUCGCAAAUAGGGUCUUUGGGAAAAAGUGCUUAGUGAAAUGUUAUAAUAAUCGGUACAUAAUGAUGUUAGUGUAGAUAAAACAAGCAAUUCCUUCUAAAAUUACGAGUAUUCAAUUUGCUGACCGCAACCAUGGGUCGCAUUCGCUGGAGACUGAAAGAAUUUCCGAAAAAACUUCUCGAUUCCAUUCGCUUCCGCUGCCAGUAUUCGAUGCAAUGUCUCCGUUCCCUCACCUACAACCACCACAUGAGCCAAUCCUACGCCUCGGAUGUGGGCCUGGAACCAAUCUUCUGGUUCGUGGACAACUUCACCCAUCUUCUGGGACCGUUCUUUGUAUUUGCCGUGGUUUGUCUGACCGCGGCGGUCGUGAUAAUCUGCUACUGGGUCGGCCUUCCGUACUGGUGGAACAAGAGCCAGAACACGACCUACUUUCUCAUGCUGGUGGGCCACUGGUUGCUGUGGAAUGUGGCUUACAAUUUCUACAAAGCUGCGGCCACAUCGCCCGGGUAUCCACCGGAGAGAGAGCUAAUAGUUGAGGCUGUGAGUAUCUGUAAGAAAUGUAUUGCCCCAAAGCCGCCGAGAACGCAUCACUGCUCGGUGUGCAACAAGUGCGUGCUGAAAAUGGAUCAUCACUGUCCAUGGCUCAACAACUGCGUUGGGUACGGCAACCAUCGGUACUUCUUCCUGUACAUGCUGUACACCUCGGUCGGUGUGUUGUUCAUCAUAUGUUUUGGCUUUGAGCUGGGGUGGAACGUUCUUUUCGGCGAUGGUGCCGGUUGGAACGAGGUCGAACCGCUGCACGGCCAUCCGGUGCGAUUCAAUCUCUCCGGGCACAUCAUUCCAGUGACCGAAAUGAACGACUACAUCGACGACGGGUUGGUUCCGGCCCAGCACGACCUGCCCGUGCCGCAGGACUACAGCAGCAACGCGGCGAAACAUCGCGCAAUCGUGUUCAUGGCGCUGAUCAACGUGGCCACUCUGUUUGCGUUGGGUGCUCUUACGGCGUGGCACAGUUCGUUGAUAACGCGCGGGGAAACGAGCAUCGAGGCGCACAUAAACAAGUCCGAAACGAAGCGACUUGCGGCGCUCGGGAAGACGUACCAGAAUCCGUACGAUUUUGGUCCCAAGCGGAACUGGAAGCUGUUUUUGGGACUUGUACGAAAGCGAACUUGGUGGUGGAAUGUGCUGCUACCGUCGGGACAUAAACCGGAAGGGAACGGACUCACUUGGCUGACAGUUAACGAUUUCAGGGCGAUCGAUGGCGAAGAUGAGUGGCCCUAAGCUUGAGUGUGUCUGUUCGUGUGAUAUUCUUAUCAGGAAAAUAAGCUCCAAACCCAAACUAGUCGGAAUUAAGUGGUACCAGCAAAUCAACGCAUUUCCCAGUAUAAUUUGUAACUUAAAAGUAAACAGCUUAAGAUUCCA
This is a messenger RNA of Culex quinquefasciatus (southern house mosquito), 1506 nucleotides long. Its product is annotated as palmitoyltransferase ZDHHC16. NCBI's taxonomy places the organism in Eukaryota, Metazoa, Arthropoda, Insecta, Diptera, Culicidae. Gene Ontology annotation, molecular function: palmitoyltransferase activity. Gene Ontology annotation, biological process: protein palmitoylation. The coding region runs from base 217 to 1365 and encodes 382 amino acids. The record is from RefSeq and is a predicted model, not a curated record. The transcript is spliced from 6 exons. Gene Ontology annotation, cellular component: Golgi apparatus.